AUGUUACAUAAAGGCAGCGUAAGUUUGAGGGCAUUUUCCAUUUAUGCACUACAUGUGCAACCAAUUGUCGCAUGUUGGGCAUUGGAUCCAAUGUACAUCUCCCGCUCCCUCGACCGGCUCCAUUCUGAGGCAUGCGGCGCAUAUAUCUCUAGCAUUGACAUCAUAGUUUGGAAACACUUGAAGAGGUCCACGUUUCGCCUUUCCAAUCUUGCGUAG
Cylicocyclus nassatus is the source of this 216-nucleotide messenger RNA. Lineage: Eukaryota; Metazoa; Nematoda; Chromadorea; Rhabditida; Strongylidae. The record is from the annotation of a GenBank genome assembly.